AAAAUCGUGCCCCGGCUACUAGAUGGAGUGAUAGCGGAAGUGCCCGUACAGUCCGUCAAUGGAAGUGCCAUUUCUUUGUGCGCAUUGGAAUGCCAGAUGAAACCUUCAUGUCAACUUUUCCGUUAUAACGCAAACAAAUUAGAGUGCGACUUGUGUGACGGAAGAAGAUUUAAAAGAACUUCAAACGUUCAGCGAAACCAGUUUAAUCAGAAGAUGCCAGACUAUUGUGUGACAGGGCGCGACGAAUGGUUGCGCGAAUUUCAGACUUGCAUUUGGAUUCCAUCCCAAGUUUUUCCCUACGAAGAGGCAAAAAGUCUAUGCGAAUCAGCAGGGAAAAUCAUGUUAGGUACCAAGAACUUGUCACAUGUCGUGGACCUGAUGGAUCUUUUGAAUGCUAAAUACAUUCACGUAUACUCUCGUCGCACUGGAACCAAAACUUAUGAGAUGGACGACAGAACAUUGAUCCCAUCCACAUUUUUGUGUCCGGGACAGACAAGGGAAGACUCGGACUGUUUAGGGGUCCAAAACGACCCCCAAAGUAACUGGUCUACCUCUCCCGGACUUGACGAUAUCAUAUGUUCUCACACGCGACAGUUCUUCUGA
Messenger RNA from Magallana angulata, 603 nucleotides. RefSeq lists its product as uncharacterized. Lineage: Eukaryota; Metazoa; Mollusca; Bivalvia; Ostreida; Ostreidae. The record is from RefSeq and is a predicted model, not a curated record. The transcript has 3 exons. Bases 97 to 603 code for a protein of 168 amino acids.